CUAGAACCGCGGCGCCCGUUUCUAUUAAUACGCGUUUCGGCGGCGGCGGCGGCGGCGGCGGCGAAGGGAAUCCCUGUGACGUCAUUGCUAGGAUACCAAACAAACACUCCGAGACAAGCCCAUAUAUGGCUAAUUGCGUCACAGGAACUCCGGAGAGGCGGGGCGAGGGAUCCCCCCGUUCCCCGCCCGUCACGGAGCCUCUUAAACGGCGGCGACGGCUCCGGGAGCUGCAGAACGACGGUGACAACGGUGGCGACGGCGACUGCGGGGUCUGGGGGGUCCCGGGGGGUCCGGAGCGGCGGUGGCGGCUGUUGUGACGUCAGAGAAGGGGGCGGGGCACCGCCGUAUAAAGCCGGCGGCGCGGCAGUGAGCAGUUCAUUCAUAAAAAGCGGAGACCGGGGGAAGCGGCGGGAGCUUUACCGGUACUUUAGCACCGGUGUUGGGGGGGGAGGGGGAAAACGAGCUUCUACCGGGCCUCGUAACGACCGAACCGGAGCCUGGGAAAAGAUUUACCGGAGCUUCGAGGGAUCAGCCGGGAUUUUCCAGCGGAGAACCGGAGCCUGAGAACGGACGUACCGGAGCUUAGAGAGACCAACCGGGACUUUGUAGCAGCGAACCGGAGCUUGGGAACGGACGUACUGGGGCCUUAUACCGUAGAACCGGGGGCCUAAACUGGACGAGCGGAGCCUGGGAUCGGACUUACUGGGGGUUUAUACCGGAGAACCGGGGGUCUAGACCGGAGGAGCGGAGCCUGGGAACGGACUUACCAGGGGUUUAUACCGGAGAACCAGGGAUCUAGACUGGAGCAGCGGACCCUGGGAACGGACUUACCUGGGGUCUAGACCGAAGGAGCGGAGCCUGAGAACGGACUUACGGGGGUUUAUACCAGAGCACCGGAGCUUCGGACGGACCAGCAGAGCCUGGAACGGCAGCACCGGCGCUUCGUACCGGCUUUUACCACGGAUGCCCCGGAGCUCAUAGCACCGGACCGGGACUUGCCCCCCGUAUAACCCCCCCUCUUGGCAGAGCCACCCACGGGGGGACCCCCCACCCCAAUCUCGGCGGCGGGGGGGGGGGCAGGGGCCUGGCGGAGCGGGAUGCCGGUAGCCUGAGCCCGCAGCCUUGGCGCGGCGGGGCCGCCCCCGCGCCCCCGGGGCCAUGUAUCAGGGCUUUCCCGGGGACUACGACUCAGGAUCCCGGUGCAGCUCCUCCCCCUCGGCGGAAUCCCAGUAUCUUUCCUCGGUCGAUUCCUUCGGGAGCCCGGGAGCGGCGGCGGCCGCGCAGGAGUGCAGCGGCCUGGGGGACAUGCCUGGCUCCUUCGUGCCCACGGUGACGGCCAUCACCACCAGCCAGGACCUGCAGUGGCUGGUGCAACCCACCCUCAUCUCCUCGGUGCAACCCACCCUCAUCUCCUCGGUGGCCCAGUCGCAGCCCCCCGGGGCACCCAUGGCGCACCCUCCCCCACCCGUCGAUCCCUACGAUCUUCCAGGACCAAGUUAUUCCACGCCGGGCAUGGGCGCCUUUGCCACAGGGUCAACAGCACCACCGGCACGUCCCACCCGCGCCCGGCCCCGGCGCAGCCGCGAGGAGACGUUGACGCCGGAGGAGGAGGAGAAGCGGCGGGUGCGGCGGGAGAGGAACAAGUUGGCAGCGGCCAAGUGCCGUAACCGGCGCCGGGAGCUGACGGAUCGGCUGCAGGCGGAGACAGACCAGCUGGAGGAGGAGAAAGCGGAGCUGGAGUCGGAGAUCGCGGAGCUGCAGAAGGAGAAGGACCGGCUGGAAUUCGUCCUGGUGGCCCACGCCCCUGCCUGCAAGCUCCCAUACGAGGACGUCGGUUCCUUGGGUGCCCAGAGGGAACCACCUGCGGAGCCUCGCAUCAGCGGAGCAGCAGCAGCGACCAGUCCUCGGACUCCUUGAAUUCUCCCUCGCUCCUCGCGUUGUGAACGGGGUCCCUCCCCUCCCCACCCAAACCUGGGCACCUCCCCCCUCCCCAGGUGGUGUUUUUGGGGCUUUUUUUUAAAACAUUUUUCCUUUUUAAUUUAAUUUUUUUUCCACCCCUUUCCCCUUGAUUUUUAGUUUUUUUGCACAUCCGUAGGCCCAGGGGUUGGAUGUUGGUGAGGUUCUGGUGCCUGGAUGGAGGGUGGCCGUGUGGUGGAGGUGGCCAUGUGAUGUGGUGCCAUCGUUCCUGUGGCAUCCAGGCUGCUUUAGAGGUGUCCCGUCCCCAUCCCCAUCAUCCCAUGGGGGUUUUGCACCAUCUCCACCCAUUUGGAGAUGUUCCUGCCUGAUUUCCACCACCUGGGGGAUGUUCCUGUGGUGUCUCAAUCACCUUUGAGGUGUCCAUCCCUGAUCCCCAUCAUCCAUGGGGGUUUUGCACCAUCUUAGUCAUUCUGGAGAUAUUCCUGCCUGAUUUCCACCACCUGGGGGAUGUCCCCAUGGUGUCUGCAUCACCUUUGAGGUGUCCGUCCCUGAUCCCCGUCAUUUCAUGGGGGUUCCUGCAGUGUCUCCAUAAUUUUGGAGAUGUUCCUACCUGAUUUCCACCACCUGGGGGAUGUGCCCAUGGUGUCUCCAUCACCUUAGAGGUGUCCGUCCCCCAUCCUUGUCAUCUCAUGGGGGGUUUUGCAGCAUCUCCAUUGCUUUGGAGAUGUUCCUGCCUGAUUUCCACCACCAGGGCAAGGUUCCUGUGGUGACUCCAUCACCUUAGAGGUGUCUGUCCCUGAUCCCUGUCAUCUCAUGGGGGGUUUUGCAGCAUCUCCAUAGCUCUGGAGAUGCCCAUGUUUGAUUUCCACCACCUGGGGAAUGUCCCCGUGGUGUCUCUAUCACCUUAGAGGUGUCUGUCCCCCAUCCUUGUCAUCUCAUGGGGGGUUUUGCAGCAUCUCCAUAGCUCUGGAGAUGCCCAUGUUUGAUUUCCACCACCUGGGGAAUGUCCCUGUGGUGUCUCUAUCACCUUAGAGGUGUCUGUCCCCCAUCCUUGUCAUCUCAUGGGGGUUUUUGCAGCAUCUCCAUCCCUCUGGAGAUGUCCAUGUCUGAUUUCCACCACCUGGGGGAUGUCCCCGUGGUGUCUCCAUCACCUUGGAGGUGUCCAUCCCCAAUCCCCAUCAUCCCAUGGGGGUUCCUGCGGCAUCUCCAUCCCUCUGGAGAUGUUCCUACCUGAUGUCAGUCACCCCAGCAAGGUCCCUGUGGCAUCUGUGACACUUCAGAGGUGUCUGUGCCUGAUUUCUGUUGUUCUGGGGGGCUCCCUGUGCCAUCUCCAUCCCUUUGGAGACGUCCAUACUGUAUGUCACUCACCCCAGGAAGGUCCCUGUGUCAUUUCUGUUACACUGGAGAUGUCUGUGUCAUCUCCAUCACCCUGAGGGGGGUGUCCAUGGGGCAUGUCCUUCACCCUGGAGGUGUUGGUGCCACAUUUCCAUCUCCCUUGGGAGAGUCCCUGUGGCAACUUCAUCACCUUCGAGGUGCCUGUGCCACCGCUGCACCAGUCCAUGGGGGUCCCUGCAGCAUCUCCAACCGCUUGGAGAUGCUUCCAUUCAAACUCCAUCACCCUGGGGGGAUCUGUGUGCACCAUGUGCCAUCUCCACCCCCACCCCCCAUGGUCUUCAUGCUCCAUACCCCCGUUCCCUUGGGGGUCCCAACCCCACCGCUGAUGCCAGGUCAUAGGGAGAUGCCCCCCCCCUCCCCCUCCAACACCUCCAGCACCCACAAUGGUGGGUGGGCUCCCAGCCUGCUUGUCCCCCACCCAACUGUGACCACCUCUCCCCCUUCCUCCCUCCCUGCACGGGUCCUGCUGGUGGCUCUGGCACCCCCAACCCUGCGCCGUGUUUUUCCCACCCCACCCCCCGUGACCAAGCUUUGCCAGCGUUGACUCUGUCCUCUCUCUAUAUUAUAUAUAUAUAUAUAUUUUUGUUGCGUGGGGCUGCCAGCCCCCGGGAGAUGUUUAAUUUUUUAUUAUUAUUAAUUAUUAUUAUUAAUUAUUAUUGCCUGUGCUGUAUUUGUGACUGUUCUGGGGGCAGCUCGGUGCCCCCCUCCCAUGUCCGCGCUCCACCCAUCCCAAAUGUGGCCAAUAAAGCAGCUUUGGAUCGGC
Molecule: messenger RNA, 4075 nt
Organism: Falco peregrinus (peregrine falcon)
Lineage: Eukaryota; Metazoa; Chordata; Aves; Falconiformes; Falconidae
Gene: FOSB
Product: FosB proto-oncogene, AP-1 transcription factor subunit
Biological process (GO): regulation of transcription by RNA polymerase II
Cellular component (GO): nucleus
Molecular function (GO): RNA polymerase II cis-regulatory region sequence-specific DNA binding; DNA-binding transcription factor activity, RNA polymerase II-specific
Source: RefSeq, a predicted model, not a curated record